UUCAAACUUAAAGGAAGAGAUGGUCGUGAUGGCAGAGAAGGCCCCGCAGGACCACCCGGGCCACCCGGGCCUCCUGGACCCCGUGGAGAACGCGGUCCCGCUGGAAAAGACGGUGAAGCAGGCACCCCGGGAACACGCGGAAAAAAAGGCGACCCUGGGGGGCCGGGAGAAAGAGGUCCCCGAGGGAUUAAAGAUACGCUAAUUUAAAAGUUGCUUAACUUGAAUAUUAAUUCGAAUUCUUAACAUACAGGUAUCCGUCACGCCCUAGUGCAAGACAUCAAGGCAAACCCUCCAAAAUUGCACAGUCUCAUAAUCGCCCAGGAAAAAAGAGUGCCUUCCUCCUUGCAGUCACAGCGAACGCUUGACUUACUGUUACUAUUACUAGAGUUAGAGUAUUCCGCCCAUUUCAAUAUAUAUAAGAUCUAGAUUGAUAGACACAGAUAUCUGCCAUAUUCUUGGAAAAUACAAUCACACCGCCUAAAUCACAAAUAAAUAAAUAAAUAAAUAAAUUUAAAUAAACUGGACUGCUAUACGUUAUGGCGAAAGAGGAAAUGAUGAUAGUUUCAGAAGGUGAGAAACAUUUAGCAGAAGGCGUUACGUUAUGUAUACCACCAGGUGUCACUUUACUAAACUUUUUCUUAUUCCUUGGCGCAUCGUACAGGCGACCCGGGCAUGCCUGGAACCAACAAGCCCUCUCCCGGCCCACAGGGUCCCAAAGGUGACAAAGGUGACGUAGGAAGGCCUGGAUUGGAUGGACCUCAAGGGCCUAAAGGCGAACAGGGAGAACAGGGAAACGGACGGCCCGGGGUCAAGUAUGUACACUGGGGAAAACGAAGCUGUCCAAACAACACUCAGACAGUUUAUGAAGGUAAUAGCCAGAAUAGGGGAGCAAGCAUUUAGAAAUGAAAAGCAAAAACCCCACCGGCUCAAAGCAGUUUUACAACUAUUUAAGAGUGAUGAAAGAAGCUGAAAGACAAAAACAAAUCUCCUACAGUUAAACAAUGUCAAUGGCUAAUUGGGUUAUUCGUCACGACUGGGUGCUGCAUUUGCGUCUUACGGUGAAUUUCCACGGUCGCAUAACUUUUACGCGCGUUAACAAAAUAGAGGCGUGGUUUGAAAGGCCGCGCGUGAACGUAGACACUUUUUCGUUUACACACGACCUUCAUUGAGACAUUGCCUCUAUUCUACUAACACGCGUAAAAUGUACGUGUAUACACGCACGUAAAAAUGACGCCACAGUGGAAAUCCACCUUUACAGGAGGAACUUUUGAAAACGUAGCCAAUACGUUUGACGAAAAAUAUUUACAGCACCCUAUUAAUAAAAGACUUUAUCACCAAAGAUAUAAUGUGUCCUAAAGUACAGUUUUUCUUUAGCGUUGUUUAGUUCACCACGAGACAUACUAUUAUUUCAAAAAAAGCUUAGCAACAAAAGAUCACAAAAAAGGUAAUUUUUUUAAAGUACCAGAGAAGCGUUCAGAAAAGAGCAAAUGAUUUGCAAAUUUUCUUUCUGCAAACGAUCGAAUUUCCGUUGCUACAGUCGGAACUGGUCCAAAGAAGAGAUAAAAGUCGCUCUGAGCACCCGUUCACAACAAGUGUAUGUUCAACUGCCUAAAAGGUUAAAAUUUCUCAUAACUUAAAACUUUUUUCUGUCAAUCAGGAUUUGUUGGAAGCGGCUACUACAACCAUUACGGUGGUGGUGGUCAGUACCUUUGCCUGCCAAACAAACCAAAGUACGACAAGUACAAGGAAGGUUUUCAGUCCACCUCCUUCAUGUAUGGUACUGAGUAUGAGGUCAGCUCUUUUAAUCCAUUCAAGGGCAGCCUUCACGAUCACGACGUGCCAUGUGCAGUGUGUUACAUCAAGACACGUGCCUCUCAGAUCAUGAUACCCGCAAGGAAUGACUGUCCUUUUGAUUGGACCGAGCAGUAUCAUGGGUAUUUGAUGUCAUGGCACUACAACCACAAGAAAUCUGGUGAUUUCGUGUGCAUUGAUGCAGACGCGGAGUUCGUUCACGGGAGCCAUGCCGGAAAAGAUGGCGCCCUGUUGUACCUUGUGGAAGGCUCAUGCGGUUCGUUGCCAUGUCUACCGUAUGUUGCUGGCCGAGAGCUGACAUGCGCUGUGUGCACCAAGUGA
Porites lobata is the source of this 2133-nucleotide messenger RNA. Lineage: Eukaryota; Metazoa; Cnidaria; Anthozoa; Scleractinia; Poritidae. The record is from the annotation of a GenBank genome assembly.